Molecule: messenger RNA, 660 nt
Organism: Ceratitis capitata (Mediterranean fruit fly)
Lineage: Eukaryota; Metazoa; Arthropoda; Insecta; Diptera; Tephritidae
Exons: 3
Coding region: 1-660 (219 amino acids)
Biological process (GO): regulation of transcription by RNA polymerase II
Cellular component (GO): nucleus
Molecular function (GO): RNA polymerase II cis-regulatory region sequence-specific DNA binding; DNA-binding transcription factor activity, RNA polymerase II-specific
Source: RefSeq, a predicted model, not a curated record
AUGCAAGUCGUAUCUCAACUGGAAAUCCAUUUACAGAAAGAACGCGACCGAUUACAGGCUAUGAUGCAUCAUCUAUAUUUAACAAAGCAGUUUAUCGAGUCAGAAAAAGUAGAUUCGGAGGAGCCAUUGGCAUCGCCUCACAGUAAUAUAUCAACCAGCUCAAGCCCACCAACUGUGGGGCCAGGGAUGUUAGGGAUGCAAAUGUCAGUACCACAAGUAGCUAACUUUCAAGGCGUAACUAAUUUGAACAUGGCAAUGGAUAUGAACAGCACCCUUGCAAUACCAGUUACUAUAACCUCGCCCGUGCUGAGUACUGCUAACAUAUCAGCAAUUAGGAAGCGAAUUAGCGAUAAAAAUUCCAUGUCUCUUUCUAGCGGUUUCAUCUUAAAUUCUUCGGUUAUUCUGUUCACCACAUUUCGAAAGUUGACGUCGCUAAAUAGCCAACAGGAACCAUUCUACCGAUAUACGAAAUUCGAAAGUGCAGAUACAAGCAUGUCUCGACUGGAACAAUCUGCAGGGUUUCCUACGACGGAACGUGGUUCGAAAAACUACGAGGAAGGAUAUCCAGAAUUCCCGAAAUUCUAUUUGCAAAAAGGUCUUGAUACGAUGGUGAUUGAGAAAUCCACACCAGUAAAAUUGUUGAAUCACACCAGGCAUUAA